Molecule: messenger RNA, 636 nt
Organism: Didymodactylos carnosus
Lineage: Eukaryota; Metazoa; Rotifera; Eurotatoria; Philodinida; Philodinidae
Source: the annotation of a GenBank genome assembly
AUGACGCUUUUGUGUGAUCACCAUGUCUAUUCAAGUCCUAAUGCACGUCGUUGUGUUAUUGCUUGCUGCGAAACACCCCGUGAACGUGCUCACGAACCUACUCACCUCUCACCUCCGCAAGUGCAACGUUUAAUCAGUGAUCUAAUACUAGAACUUUCUCGCGUCAAACACGCACCGCUGCUCGCUGAAGAUGAUCCUGUUUGCAGCGAUGACGAUUAUAUAGCAUGGACGGGUUGGAAUGUCGAUCAACUUAGAAACGGCUAUGUUUUGGAUCUUCUUGGACCAUUCUAUGGGAAAGACAAUGACGCAUCGAUCUCGAAAGUAAUGUGAAUAUAUUCAUAUGAUUGUCUCAGCGAGUCAAAUUUUCUGAGAAGCGAGAAGCCAAGGGAUGCAUUCGAUAAAAUGCCAUCGGAUAGAUAGUUCUCUACACAAAGAAGCAGACUUCCCAGGUCGAAGAAAAUGACCUUAAAUAGAAUCAUUGAAUGCUCAUCUGAUGAUCGUGAAUGACGUAUAAAUGAAUCAUAUUUAGAUCAUUUAUGAUCAUAACUAGCUCAUUUUAAGGUUAUUUAUUGUCACAUAUCUGGCACAUAAUAAGGUCAUUUUUUGAUGAGCUAAUUAUGACCUUAAAAUGGCCAU